Molecule: messenger RNA, 1149 nt
Organism: Anastrepha ludens (Mexican fruit fly)
Lineage: Eukaryota; Metazoa; Arthropoda; Insecta; Diptera; Tephritidae
Product: mucin-2
Exons: 3
Coding region: 1-1149 (382 amino acids)
Source: RefSeq, a predicted model, not a curated record
AUGGUAAUCGAAAAGAUGCUGAAAUAUCUUCUGUUCCUCUCUGGCGCCUCUCUACUGCCCAUCCACGCCUUCUGGUGGGCUCCUCCGGCGGCAACCACUACAACACAUUCUGAUUGUUCCAGUAAAUCGCCACCGCUGACCCUCAAGCAGAUACCACUCACGUACUUCCGCACCUACACUUACCAACCGCUAGCGGGCAAUCCUUUUGCCGCCUUUCCUUACUACCAUCAUACGGCGAGUGCCUUACAGUCGCCGCUGCUUGCAGGCCCCACUCGUUACGAGCAUACCGCAUACAUGCCUGUCGGUGGAUAUCCCGUAAGUUUGGCACUACAACAACAGCAGCAGCAUCAACAGCCACAGGCAAGUGUAGGUGUGGCAUAUCAACUGCCACAACAGCCAGUGUUGCAUACGAAGCCGCUACCAAGUCCAACAACUACAACAAGCACUACCACUAAGAAGCCCACAACAACCAGCACUACCACCACCACCACCACCACAACUACAACAACACCAUCGCCACCAUCAACGACCGCCAGCAGCACCAGAAGCACAACUACAAGCUCGCCUUUGUCGGCAGGUUUUAUCCAAAAUUUACCAAUUUAUGACGGUGCUCCAACUCACCUUCAUUCGUCUCCCUAUCCCUAUCCGACCUACAAUAGGCGCGCCUACAUGGGCUAUAAUUCGCCCUACUAUCGCGCUGCUUAUCCAUACCCGGACUACUCCAUUUAUAAGACCGGGUCAGCGACGCGUUUCAACAGUCAUGGUGGACCAAUACAAUUUGUGCCUUGCAUGUGUCCGGUUAAUGUGGCUGCGCCAGGUGCAGAAGGCAAUGCAGCGCUCUCUUUACAAGGACGCACCACUGGCGGUGGAGAUGAUGAUUUGACGGUACUAGAGCGCACCGAAGAUAUGAAUGUGCCUGACGAACAAAGAGUGGUUGAUGAGGAAGGUGGGCGGAAAAAAGAUGUUGCAGCUGGAGCUCAGAUUGUGGUAGAAACACAAGUGGGCGGAAAGGUUGAAGCAGAAAGUGAAUUGCUCCCAAAGCUGCCGCACGAGAUGACGACUAUCAUUGAAGAGAAAUCGGGUGCGAAUAAGAGUCAGGAGGAAGCUGUAAGGGCGACACAUGAAACAGAGAGGCAGAAGGUCGUAUAA